UCUACACGGCUUAAGACAACAGCUGAGGUGACUCUUAAGCAACAAUAUCAAAAUUUCACAACAAAAACAUCCCACGAAAAUAUGGCCUGUGUGUUCUGCUGCUGACAUGACCUCAACGGGUAUCUACAGCUACCUCUGCAAGCUGUAGCAUGAUCCUUGGAGUAUGCCGAUCCAGGCCCCUCAGUGGACCGAGUUCCUGUCAUGUCCCAUAUGUUGCCAUGAGUUUGAUGGUGGACAGCGUGGACCUGUCAGCCUCGGAUGUGGACACACCGUUUGCCGAGCUUGCCUUGCCAAGCUCCAGCGGAAUCAGUGUCCUUAUGACCAGACUGUGAUGAGGUUAGAACUUGACCAACUUCCAGUCAAUGGUGCUUUACUGUCACUGGUGGGGGCUGGGACGACUGUGGAGGAAGGUGACUCAGCCCCACCUCCACCUGUACCCCCAAGUCAUGCCCGAAAUUAUUUUAUGGCUGUCAAGUGCAUUAAAGAUCUGGCACUGUUUCUCAAACCAUUUUCAGGUUCAGGAUCAAAUGGAUCGACGUCGCUUCUGUCUAGACCUAUGCAGCGAAAGCUUGUUACCCUUAUUAAUUGUCAGCUUGUUGAAGACGAAGGCCGAGCUAGAGCUGUUAGGGCCGCUCGAUCACUCGGUGAACGGACAGUUACAGAACUCAUUUUGCAGCAUCAGAAUCAUCAACAAUUAUCAGCCAACUUGUGGGCAGCUGUGCGUGCUCGAGGCUGCCAGUUUUUGGGACCAGCAAUGCAAGAAGAGGUGUUGAAAUUAGUGUUAUUAGCUCUAGAAGAUGGGUCAGCUCUUUCUCGAAAAGUUUUGGUUAUGUUUGUGGUGCAGAGACUUGAACCUCACUUUCCGCAAGCAUCUAAAACCAGCAUAGGACAUGUCGUGCAGCUUCUUUAUCGAGCAUCAUGUUUCAAGGUUUCCAAAAGGGAAGGAGACUCAUCCCUAAUGCAGUUGAAAGAAGAGUUUCGAACAUAUGAGGCUCUGAGGCGGGAACAUGAUGCUCAGAUUGUACAAAUUGCUACCGAAGCUGGUUUAAGGAUAGCCCCUGAUCAGUGGUCAUCUCUUUUAUAUGGUGAUACUGCACAUAAAUCACAUAUGCAAUCCAUCAUUGAUAAACUUCAGACCCCUCAGUCAUUUGGACAGUCAGUUCAGGAACUAGUGAUUGCUCUUCAAAGAACAGGUGAUCCAGGACAGCUUUCAUCUCAAAGACCCCAUUUAGAAUUACUUGCAGCAUUGGAUCCAUCUCCUGAUGCUCCCCCACCAGCUUGGGAACCCUGUGCAGCUGCAAUGGAAGCUGUGAGGGCUGUUGUCACAGGACUUGUAAAUUUUAUUCAACACCAUGGUAAUCGUAAGAUGCCAGAUGCUCAUCAUCCACAUAAUGCAAAAUACAAAACUAGUAUGUGUAGAGAUUUAACUCAGAGAGGAGGAUGCCCUCGGGGAAACAACUGUACUUUUGCACACUCAGAAGAAGAAUUGGAGAAACAUAGGAACAGAAGCCGUAAGCAUGGGAAGAGCAUUCCUCAACCAUCUGCAACUCCUGCCAUCAAAGCUCCUCAACCAUCUGUUCAGCAGCCAAACCAUCAGCAGAUUCAGCAUGCCGCACCAUCACAGCAGGGCUCUUAUCCACAGGGGGCUGUUGAAACUUCCAUACCAGCUAAAAAUGGUGAUUGCUCUCCAGCUAAUGCUGUGGCCCAGCAAAAAACUGUUGUUGUGGAGGAUCUAAUUCAGGCAGGUGCUAUUCCGGCAUCAAAUACACCUUUUGAUCCCCACAAAUUUAUGCACAUUCCAGCUCGAACACAGCCAAUGGCAGUACUUUCUGCUGGAACCCCUACCCCAGCUAUUGUGCAGCAAGCUCUCCCAACUCCAAUUUUUAAUCAUUCAAUAGCUGAUUAUAAUUAUGGCUCAUUUCCUGGACAGCCCCCUGUAUUUGCUCAAACAGCUCCUGUUCCUUCUCCACUACAAGCAGCAGCUGCAGCAGCAGCUGUUGUUGCAUCUGCCACUGCUACAGUUUUUCCUAAUCAAGCCACAGCAAUUGUGCCGGACAUGUAUGGUGCUAAUCCAACCAUGCUUCUUAAUACAGCACCAGUUUACAAUGUUCAUGGGCAUGCUGGUGAGUUUUGCAUCCCUGUGCCUAAUGCUAAGCAGCCCAGUGCUGGUCCUCGUCCUGUAGUAUCAUCAUGGCCCGAUGCAAAUCCUACGCCUUCAAGCUCAACAACUACCACAGCAACUAUGACAAUGGCAGCGUCCUUAGCAUCCAAAUCCAUAGAAGAGUUGAACCAACGAAAGGAAGCCAUUUUAAAUCAGCUUGAGACAAUUGUUGGGAAAGAGGAGACUCAUAAUGUAGAAACUCAAAUUGCAAAUGGGGAAGAACCAAGUAAGACACCAGAAUUCACAUCCACAUAUAGUAUAUGGACUUCAGGGGCAAAUUUUUAUAUUGCUCCAAAGUCUGCUGUGAAAGGUCAUGACCCAGCCACUGGUUAUCGUACUAAUGUUACAGUGAAAGAAGAAGGUCAGGGGAAAGAUGAUUUCAUACCUUUUGACCCACCUCUUGUCAGUCGUUUUGGUCCCAUAUCAAGAAUGUCUCGUGCAGUUAUACGUCCUGCUAGUGCCAUUCAGUCAUCAGCAAGCAAUACAACUGAACCCAUUACAACCCCAAUUGUAAGAAGACCAGUGCCAGCUAUUUCACCAAUGCCACAAGUUAUUUAUCAGCCUGGAGGAUAUACACUGGGAUUUAUGACCUAUACACCAACGUCUUUCGAACAUUUGAACACUGUUGGUCAUGGAAUAGUCGACCCUCCUCAUUUACGGAUGUCUCAGUUAGAACCCUCAGGGAUACGGCCUAGUGAUCCCCUCGCACAUUCCUAUGAUGAGGCUUGUCAUGCAUCUCAAGAAGAAAUAAUGAGGCAACAGUUUAAUAUGAUUCGUGAGGGUGUAGACACAAUUGUACUGGGGGAUGAAGUGGCUGAGUAUGAAAUGCGUUUGAAGAAGGAACUUUCUCUUGUGAUGAACGACAUUGAAGUUAAGCGCAAGGAAAUAGAAGCUGAGCAGUCAAUACAGGAUGAAGGAGAGAAAGAAAUUGGCGAGCAUGAAAAAAACUGGGAGUUUGUUUUUGAAGAAAGUGAUAAAGAAUAAUCUGUGCAUUUUAAAUCCAGUGCGUUCUGUAGGAGCAGUUGUACGCUUCAGUGAACAAGGACAUACCAUAGAAGUAAUAUUGCCAGUGGUUGCAGGCUUGGUACAAAUUUCUAAAGGCACACCUAACUAAGGCAGAGGUUGUGGCACUCUUGUGUACGUUGGAGAGAGUUAACUCUUGUCAGUUUAAUCACCCAGUAUAGAGUCGCUGUGUACAUUCUAUUUUAAUACCAGAUUAUUGAAGUAGCUUUAUGAGGAAUCAUAUUUUCUGUAAAGAUAAAGUAGCUUGAAAAUACAGUUUGUAUAAAUUUUGGAAUUUUCUGAAAUGUGUUAUUUGGCUUUUGCCAUUUGUAUCUGCAUUGUUUGCAACAGAGAAAUUGUGCACUGGGAAAUGCAGUAUUUUUUACGUAUCUUAUAGACUGAGAUGUAUAUAAAUGGAUAGAUAGUUGCAUACACACUCCUAUUAAUAUAGGAAGAUGAAUAUUAGAUGAAUAGGAUGAGAGGUAGGAUAGAGACAUGCAUCAGGUACAUACAAAAUACAUGUAUAAUAUACAGACAUACAAAAUAUAUACAACACACACACACAAAUAUAGGUAGGUAUGUAGAUUAAACCAGUAGAUGCAGAUAGUUCUGUCUUUUGUAUUUAUGCUUUCAUUGUGUGGUCCCUGCUUGAAGCAUAUUUGAUAUAGAUCUUCAUAUUACUGAUUUUAGCAAUUUCUCUAUUAUUGACCGUGAUGAAUGGCUGGAAAAUGUCCAAAGGGACCAAAGGAGCGAAAAAAAAGGCUUGUUCAUGAUGAAUGCCAUAGUGUGAGUGGGGAAGUGAGAGUAUGUUUAUAAGUACAUGUAUGUACAGCGCAUAAUACUGCAUAUCAAUUUAUAUUUACAUGGUUACAGAGGGUCUUUGAAUAAUAUGUGUAAUUGUCUAAUUAUAUAAGUGAGUGUGAAAAGGCAACAUUAUAAAUUUUGGAUGCCAGUGGUGAAGUUUGAACCCAGUGUUCUUGAUUUACAUUGCCAAUGUUGGCUUCAGUACAGUGGAGUGCAGAGUUGAUAAACUUCACUCUAUCCCAAGGCAUAUAUUUUCAUUUACCAAUUUCUGGUAAAGUAAGCAGAUAUGUUUUAAUUGUAACACACUUUGAGUUAAUUUUUUAAGAACAUUACAUUUGUAAGUGUCCCAUGUCAAGAUGCAAGCCUAGUCCUGGGUUUCUUUGACCAGCACUUUAUUUAUUUAUUGAAAUAGUAAAGGCAUAUGAAUAUACUUCUUUGAUCUAGAAUGUUGCAGCUAUGUAACUUGUACAUAUUACUGAUACAGCAUUGUGUUUAUUUGCUUUUCUUGAUCACUACUACAUUUUAUUUUUGGGUGACGAAGAAAGUUUGCCAUCUCUUACAACUGUAAUAGCUCACUGCCAAUACGUCAGACAGCUAACCUAAAGGUUGUGUUCAAAUCCUACCCUGUAAAAAAUGAGUGAAACACUUCAUUCACGUUUUAUUUAGAUAUGGAAUUUUUAUUCAGUGCAUUUAAUCUCUUCUUAAGUCCAGAAUAUACUUCUUGUUCCUGUCCUUUCAAAUCCGUGAAAAAUUUAACCUUGCUCUUCUUUAUAUAGUAUGUUUCUUUUGUUUAUCCUUUCAUUUUCUUUACCUGUCUUGCAGCCUGUCUGCAUGUUUACCAAAUCUACAUACACUGCUGCAUUUUAUUACAGUAAAGAAGUACAGAGGCCAAUGGGAUAUAAUGAAGUUGACCACAUCUUGUCAUGUAGCUUCAGUACCACUAGCAGUCCUGAGUGCUUACUCUUAAGGUCAUGGGAUUAAAUUGAAUUGACAGGUUCAAAACUGAAUACGAGACUUGUACUGAUCUUGCUGGUUUACACAGGUAUAUAUUCAUUAGGAAAAGAGGUGACAUGUAAACAAGGGGAAAAAAGAAAGGUGCAAGAAAUUCAGUUUAUAAUAAGAUUAAAUUAUACAUCAGCACUAACUGUUAAAAGUGAAGUAGUCACGGAAGUAAUCAGUCCAAGCAGACUUAAGACUGAUAACAAGUAGUGGGUUAAGCUUUUCUAGAAUUCUUAACCUUCCCCACCACUUGCAUUCACACACACCUUGUCAGCUUUUUACAUUCAGAGCAAGUGAGGAGUAUCAUAUAUUGAUUAAUGCAGAUAUACAUUUGUAUAUUACCAUGUAGUUUACAUUGUAUGUGUAUUCAUGCUGUACUUACUGUAAAUGUGUGUUUUUUUGUGUGAUUGUUGAGAUUUCCAUAAUUAGUAUCAUUCUUGAUGUUUACAGUGUGAGCUUCUCCAUUUCUGACAUAAUUAUGGUUAUUUACAGUGCCUGUUUUAGUUAGAGGAUUUUGUAUGUUUUAUAACAAAAUUUUUUUUUUAUUUUGUAAUCUUUAUGAGUAACAGGUAUCCUAAACAAUUUCUAUUAAUAGCUCCAUCAUAUUAAUUUUGCCAGUGAAUAUUUUUACAACACAAGGACAGAAGUGUAAAAAAUGUCAAGUUUGAACUUUUUGUGUCUUCUUUGGUUAAUGUUUACAGCUAAACUUUUAGCACUUUGGGAGCCACUUGUAUCGAACAUCCAGUUUUAUGGAAUAUCGGUGUAAUAAUCUUACUCCAAGACUUAGGAUACAACGUUUAUUGUAUCUGAUAAAGCUGAAUUUGAAAUUCACAUAUUUGUUCAUUUGUUCUGUCAGCUUUAAAUUUUAAUGUAGAUGCCUGUUACUCCCAACACUGGCAACUUUUAUCUUGGGUUGAAAGCUUCCUUGGUCGAGGAUUGUAUGAUUUUGCAAAUUUCUAAGUGAAAGACCUGUUUUAGCAGUGGUUAGGACGAGUCAUUUAUCAUUGGAUUUUCCAGGAAGUUAAAAGUUUUGGUCAAGUAUUUGUACAGUAUAUGUUUGCUUUGUUAAUGUAUUGUGUGUAUAGAUGUAUGCAUAUAUACCUGAGUCCAUAUGAACAUUCAAUACUUACAUAAGAGGAUUCAGUACUUACAUAAGAGGAAAAAUAAAUGCAGAAGGAAAACUGAAAAUAGGAACAUGUCCAUUUUAUAGGUUUCCAGACAGUGUUAACAUUUGAUAGCCUUAAAAUCAGUCGGCAGAAGCUAAACUGGGAGCAGAAUUCAGAGAAGGAAAGGUAACAAUAGAAUUGAUUAAAGGUAAAUUGACCUUAACGUUUAGUAGGCUUUGAAGUAGGUUCCAGGCAGUAGUUCGAAAAUAUGCUCAAUUGCUGAUUAACUUUACACUGCAUAUGCAAACUACAGUAUUUGAAAUAUGAAAGGUGAAAGCAAACAUGUAAAUGGUAUCUGUAAUCAUAAGGGUGAAUAUUUUACAAAAUGCAAAUCAAUCUUGCAAGUGCUUAAUAAAAGUAUUGUAUCACUGAAUUAUUAGAAGACCAAUUUUAAUAUUAUACAGUACUGCAUUUGCAGUAUCCCUUCAGUUUUAUGUUUUAAGAUAAUGAGCUAAGAUAAUGACUGGAGUAAAAAAAUAUGUAACAAUUUAAAUAGAAUCUGAUAAUCAUCCACUAAACGUGUUUAUGUGAAUAUGUUGCAGAAGCAAGCUAGUCAUCUUUGCUCAUGAGUUUUUUGUUUCCCAGUAUAUUCAUGUAUGAUUGUAUGGGUGUAUAUACUACUUAUACACACAAUGACAGCAAACAUUGCAGAAAUCCCGAGGUGUUAGUGGGGAUUAAUGCAUAUUGUAUCAAGUAUUUUGCUGGAGUCUGUGUGAGGAUAUGGUAUAGUUCAAAGGGUAAAGCAUUGUCUGUAAGAUACUUUUUUUUUUUUUUUUUUUUUUUUUUGACCAAUGUUGAAAGAGUUGAAGACCAGAUAUUGAGCUCUGUAAGUUAUCAUUAAAAACCAAAAAAUCAAGGUAGCUUCUGGGAGGUUGUCAUGCAUGGUAAUUGGCAAAUAUUUUUUUUUAUAAAAGUCAUUUGGAUGGAUAGUUAUUUGAUUAUGAUGUUCUGGAGCUCUUGGGGUCUUAUGAUAUUCAAGGGAUUUCCAGCCAGACAGCUAAUGAAGUCCUUCAUUUAGAGGUUUCUUGAAGUCCUGUUUAGAUGUUUAAUGAUGUCAGUUAAAUGUUUAGUGGCAUCCUUUGGUUGUAUAUUCAGUAAGUCCUGUUUGGUGUUUAGUGAAGAAUCCCUUCACUAGAUAUGUGACAAAAGCUCUUGGUUAAUGGAGCCUCUUUCAGAUAUUCAGUGAAGUCUUCAUUAGGCAUUUAGUGGAAUCCUUUGUUUGGAUGUGAUGUUUAAUUUAGUCAUUCAUUGACCUAUUUUAUUAGAUCUGUUCGUUAGAUGUUUAAAAGUUUAUGAGAUGGUCUUGUAAAUUCUUGUUAGAUGUUCAGUGAACUUCAGUUUCAUGCCUGUUGGCUUUCCUCAGAAACUUUGGGUCUUUUUUAUUACUUUUGUGAGUGCUCACACUCAGGAGAAUCAGUUGAAUACUUUUGACAGCAUAAAUUUUAGCACAUUUUUUAUGAUUAAUUGAGCUGUAAAUUUUGACCAAGUUUAAUGUGCAGUUAAGCAAUGGAUAGCUAAUAAAUGAUGCCUGAAGUAUUUGUUGCAAACAACUUUGUCAGAUUUGCUAGUUUGCAUUUCAUGGAAGUGGCAGUGUCAGUGAAUGAACCUUAGGGGCAUGUACGUACACUAUAGUAUUAUGAAAGAAAAGUCAUUUGGAUGAAGCCUUUCUCUAUGAGCAAGGAUUUGAACUGUGAAGUUAAGUGUGGAUGAAUGCACUGUUCUCUGAGAUUAUCCUCUUUAUCUUGUGUGAGAGGUAGAUGUUCAAUGAAUAUUUAUACCUCUGAACAGUAGAAAGGAUUUGGAAUGUUAAAAGUAAAAAGAAUUCAGAAAAUAAGCACUUGUAACAAGAGCUCUAGUUUUCCAGCAGAAGAAAUUACUUUUGCCAUUUUUUUUAUCAUCUUGUGAAUUACCAAAGUUGGCUUAAUAAAUAAUGUUUUCCAUCAACCAGCUACUAAAAGUUCUCUGGUUGUAAGAAAGUCAGUAUAAUAAACCUUUCUUAUGGGAAAGAUGUCUGUUGUAUUGUUGUACAAUGAGUAGAGAUAAGCAAGGCAGUGAAAGACAAAAAUCUUAGUUGUUAUUUUGUAUUUUCAUAAAAAAAUCUUGAAUUUUUUAUUUUUUUUUUAUUUCAUAAGCACUUAGUUUUAUAAGACACAAACUUUGUCUUUUUCAGCUGCAGUUUGUCUUACUCCUCUUUAUACCACUUUUUAAUAUUUACCAUGAUGAAUUCUCUUUGUGUGUUUCAUAUUGGAAUAUUGUGUAUUAUAUUGUACAGAAAAAGAAUGCUACUCUACAGCACUACUAGCUUUCAUAUCCCUAAUGAUAUAUAGUAGAGGUUUGAUGUCCAGUUUCUUGUAUGGAUAUCAGGAAUUUGUUAAGAGAAGUGAGUGCCAUUUAAAAGUCGAAAUUACUUUUGCAUGGUUGGCCUCAGUAUUUGAAUUUUAGUUAAUAAUUCUCUCUCUCUCUCUCUCUCUCUCUCUCUCUCUCUCUCUCUCUCUCUCUCUCUCUCUCUCUCUCUCAUACAAAAUAUAAAUAUAUACACAGUAAAGCAAACACAAUGUAUAUGUUACAUCUGAAAGAAGGAUUGAGAUUGAAUAUUCCAGUCUUAAAUCUUUGACAUAAACAGUACAGUACCUAGUUGGCAACAGAGUUUUAGCAUUGGUUUUGAUAUGCAGUGCGAUGGUAUUUACCUUGCAUUUGCAUAAUAACUACAUUCUCUGCUUUGUAACAUUUAUGUAUAUAAAUUUAUGCACCUGUGUAUGUAUGAUAUGCAGGGUCAUUUAUAUAAGUACAUACCAUUUACUUUAUAUACACUUAUGUACAACUUCUGGUAUUUGGUGGGUAAUGGGUAUUUGGGAUGCCUUGAUGAAAUUGGUUCAGACUCUUUGUCUGGUUUCAGUGGCUCAAAUUUUGUUACAAUAAUUUUCGUUUUUAGUUCAGGUACAUAUCUUAUAUCUUCUAUGAAAAUUUUUAUAUCCUCCUUAAUAGGGGGUAAGUAAUUAUUUAGAACCUUAUGUGAAUGGUGACCCUUCAACCAUCUACUGAACAAGGAAACCCAAGGAUACCAGAAGAUAGUUGCAUUUACAGAUACAUUUUCAUAACCAAGUCUGUUGUGUAUAUAAUUAUAUUUUUAUCCACUUAAUUGACACUUGAUAUUGUAUAAAAGCCUCCUGUAAUGUUUUUAUAUUAAUUUUAUUGUAAAGAUUAUGGACUUGUAAUCCCAGGGAACUAUGUUGCCUGAUGGUGGUCCGUUUUGAAUGAAUGAAUGACUGGCAAGGUGCACAGGAAUCUCUUCUAGUGAUUUACGGAUGCAGCACAUUUAACCACGCAAAAAUGCAAGAGGAUUCAAUUGCUUGCAAUAUUAACCUUUGUCAUUACCAUUAAUUUUUUUAGUACUUACUAGCAUGAUUAACAGAAACUUGUUGUCAGUAUGUAUUAUUGUGUAAUUUGGUUAAGUUUGUAUACUCAAGUGAUUAUGAAAUAGUGAACAUGAUCUUCAGUGUACCAUAAUAAAAGGAGUAGUUCCAGGCAGCCUCAGCAUUUGCUUUAGUACUCAAUGGCAGUGUUGAGAGCUUUCAACACACUUAUCUUGUGGCCUUGUCAUUUUCAUUGUACCAUAUAUUUGGCCUAUAUUAGGAAAUGCGAAAUUUGAAUGAUGCUAACUUUGUUAGUUAAGUGAAACAUUAGUUAGCAAGGUAGUUGAGUUAUUGAUAAUACAUUAUUAUUAGUACAAGUAAUGUUUCAUACUUCCAAUGUGGAGUUAGUUUUUACUAUAUGUCUAUUUUAACAUCCUUUAUAUAGGUAUCAAAGAUUUCUUGAAUGUUUCUUUGUAUCCACAAAUUCUGGGGGGGAGGGGCUUAUAUUUGCAAUUUGUAUGUAGUACUGGAUAACAUUCUUUUGUGGUAGAAUUUGCUUUGUUUUGUGACCAUCACAAAGGCAGUGGAAUGCUGUAAACUACGAUUAAUGAACGUGUAAAUGAUUUACUUCAAUUUUGAAGAAGUGGUGAUAUAAAGUACUUUGGAAAAGUGUCAUGUACAGUGUAUGUACAUUGUAGUUUUUCUUUGUAAGAGAUAUAUUGUAUUAACUUGUGUAGAUGGGCAUAUUGGUUGGGAUUAAGCUGUAGUUCUGGGAGUCUUUAAGGUUUGCAGAAAUAUAGUUGAAGCAAAUUUGCGUCUUCUGCCAUAUGUCCCUAAGUACGUUUGCUGCUAUCAUUAUUUUUAUUAUGAGAGUACUUUAAAUGUGUUAUCUAUUCUCUACAACAAAGACACCAGCAGUGCAGUACUUGUGAACUGAAACCCAGUGUUAGCACCACUGUAUUAGGCAAAGCUUUACCACAGAUAGAGAAUAGCCCAUUCUUUGCUUGAUGUAUAUUCUGUCACAAUAAUUUUUUGAUGUUGACAUUGGAACAUCUUUGUGGUGUCCUUUAUUAAGGUAUUGUGUAGACAUUAUUGAACAUCUUUGUGGUGUCUUGUAUUGAGGCAUUUGUACACCUUUCCAAGUGCACUUUUUGCUCUAGAGGAACUACUACUGUUACUGGUCAAGUCAAUUCAUAUGUUGUGUCAAGUCCAACAACCAUUCAAAAUAGAUGCUAUAAUUCAAGGUAUUUUUUAUUUGCAUACAUACUUCAUAUUGGUAUGUACAGUAUUUGGUCGCAAUCAUGAUCACAAGUUACAAAGUGUACAGUUGUUUCUUUUAUUAUUAUAAGGAACUGAAUUAUCUUUGGCCAUGCAUUUAAUAAUGUAGUAAUCCUGGAACAAAUGUGCAGAGAGGUCACUUUGCCUUUUUUUUAGUUAUUAAGGUAACAAUGUAUUGAGGUGAGCCAUUAUGAGCUGUUGUUUUAAAAGCUUUUCGUGUCAUUUUUUUUUUAUUUUAUCUUGCAGCAUACAGUGACGAUAAUACUUUUUACUCUCCUUUGCCUUGUAAAUUUGGUGUUAGACUGUAAAAUCACUUGGGGUCAGGUAUGUACAGGGCUGGUUGUCCUUUACACAGGUUUUGCUGUAAUAUACAGGAAUUUGGAAGUCAUCCCUGAAUUGGGAUGUUCAUUAUCUACCCUAAGGGAUAGCUGGAGUAAUUAGGUCAACCUUCAGGCCAGCCCUAUGGGAGUUAAGAUCUUAACACAGUGGUCUGGUAAAACUAGUUAUUAAUAAAAUAAUAGUUUUGAUUAGAAUGCUUUUAUAUUUUUUAGAUAACUGCUGGAGAGUAUUUUGAGAUAUUCUUGAAUUUCUCAUGCAGUCUAGUUCCAGAUAUGUUGUGUAAUCAGUCUUUGAAAGUUCGUCAUUCAAGAUUGAAAGUCCAUCAUUCAAGAUAGGAAAAACUUUGUUUAUAUAAUAACAAUCUUGUCAUCAUGUCUCCGUUUCAGGGUAGUGCAUGAUAGAAGAUGGUUAUCAUGUAAAAACUGUGCAAGCACACUAUUAAUUUACUAAAAUUGUUUUUCAGUUCAUAACACAAGUUAUGACUCUCUCUGUUCAUGGUUAAGAGCUUGUUGAAUAUAUAUUACUAAGGGUAGUAUGCAGAUGAUAUGUGAAUCAUAAUCUCUUUUUCAAGUUUAGUACAUUUCAUGUCGUUGCUGUAUGUGGACAAGAUUUGAUUUUUUUCUAAAACUGAUCUUCAUGGAAAGAGUAAUUUAUAGGAAACUAGUGAAGCUUAUAAUGCAUUACCUUUUAUUGUUCUUGGGAAAGCCAGAGAUGCAACCAGGAUGACCAAUCCAGAAGUGGAUUUUUGCUUUUUUUUUUCCAUGUGGUUUUUUGAGUAAAAAAUAAUAAUAGGGCAUAUGUAUCUCAUGUGCUGUCUUAUAGCUAAGCUACAUUACCAUCCUAACUUACAUUCAAGGUUAUCUGGAGGCAAUCCUCAUGAAAAAAAAAAAAAAAACAGGUAAAAUUUCAUGAAUUAACCAGCAGGGGAGAGCAAACCACAAAACAUUUUUAGGGAAAGCUUUUUUUUUUUUUUUUACAGUCUCAUCACUUGGAGAUUUUGACAGAUUUUACCUUGAACAAUUUUGUUUUUCUAAAUUGUCUGGCAGUGCCAAUUGAGAGUUUUGGAUGCACCUAAACUCAUCAGUCAUUUCCUGGUUGUAAUUCUGGUCUUUGUGGUUAGGGUCUCACAGUGAGAAGUUUGGUGAAGCUGUUCUCGCCACCUUUCAUAUCAGUCAUAAUUACUUUGGUUCUGUGGAUCAUUAGGCACUUGUAUAAUGCCGUCUUGAAAUACAUAUAAUGAUAUGUAUAGUUGCUUUACGUUUGAGCAAAUUAUGGGAACCACCCCUCUGUUUUAAGAGGCCCCGCUAGUUUUUCGUGAAGUUACAAACAUUCUUUUGGAUUUGCUCCUUCAAUUUGAGUCUUUAUUUACUAAGGGGUAAGUUUUUCAGGGUCACAUGAGCAUUUAACAAAAAAAUAUUUAGAUGCUUUUCAUUGUGUUUAUAUACUUUCCGACUACAAAAAUGUGAAAGUACAGUACUUUAUCACUAUACUUUAAUAUAAAUGAUAAAGAAUCAUAUCACAUUGUUUAAAGUUAUACAAAGCGUGUUUUAUUGUUUGAUAAACUUUGUGUCAUUCACAUAUAGUUUUUAAAAAUUUUAAUUUGAAGAUGCAGCCAACUGUCUGCAAUGUUUGUAAUUAAAGACUUUUUCAUAUCUAUAGUAUAAAUUUUUUUACAGUAUUAUCCAAAUAACCGUGAAAGUUUGGGACAAUGUCCUCCAUGAGGACAGAUGAGACCUCCGUAAGGCAGCUUAAUGAGAGUUUACAACUUGUUGUGAUCUCAGCUGCUGCCAGCUAGGUACAGAAAUUUCAGGGAACUAUUAUUUUUUCCAGUAUUUUAUUCCGUUGUUUUUGAUACAGUAAGAGCUUGUACUCAUUGCUCGGAAAUUUUAUUAUAGAAUCUAGCAUAACUUUCACCUUUGCCACAUCUGUCACAAGUGCUCUGCGACUGAAAGUAAAUGAAUUUGUCAGGUUGGCUAUGCUAUGUAUCGCUUGCAUUCUGGCAGACUAAAUCUAAAAUACUAUCUGAAUGGUUCAGGAAGUAGGUCCUUGAUUUGAUAACCUAAAAGAAUGCAUCAUGAGCUAUAUUUUAUAUAGUUAUUUAAUGACUGAAAGCAGCUGUCAAAUUUGUAGUAUUGCUUUUCAUUUGUACUUGACAUUCUUAGUGCUAACCUUGUUUCUCUGAAUCUUACAGUUCAUUGCUCUAUGCUGUUGUAAUUAGCAAUACUUUUCAGUCAUAUUCAUUGUGGCUUUAACUGAUUUUCAGGUAUUCUGAGAUUUGUGUGCAGUUUCUUUAUAAGGGAAUGCACAGUAAGUGUAACUUACAUUUCAGUUUUCACUUAAAAAGAGGGCAAAGGCAGGAGUGGGAAGAUCUGACAAAGUGGAAAUGGGGCUGCAGGUGGUGAACCAUGUUUGAGACUCGCAAUAUUUACGAGUCGGCAGAAGUGAUAUGGUGGCGGGACAGCUCACUCUCUGAUGUUAGCAUGUUGCACAUGUAUCAUUACGAUUAUAUUAAUCAUUAUUACCUUGUGUAUUUGCCUAUAAAUAAACCACAAAAAGAA
Molecule: messenger RNA, 13660 nt
Organism: Macrobrachium nipponense
Lineage: Eukaryota; Metazoa; Arthropoda; Malacostraca; Decapoda; Palaemonidae
Product: roquin-1-like
Exons: 11
Coding region: 164-3145 (993 amino acids)
Biological process (GO): nuclear-transcribed mRNA catabolic process, deadenylation-dependent decay; ubiquitin-dependent protein catabolic process; protein polyubiquitination
Cellular component (GO): cytoplasmic stress granule
Molecular function (GO): RNA stem-loop binding; double-stranded RNA binding; ubiquitin protein ligase activity
Source: RefSeq, a predicted model, not a curated record